AAGUUUUAAAAAUCUUGCAAGCGGAAGUUCCUUGUAAGUUUUUUGUUUUUAUUUUUUUUUAAUUACUAAGUUUUUUAUUUGCCACAUUAUCAUUUUGAUUUUUUAUUUUGCAGAUAUUUGAAUAAGAACUUUCUUACAAGCAUUCCGUCGAGAGCUUUCAAUGCAAGUUUCAUAGUAAAUUUAAAUUUUGCAUCUAACCGAUUGCAGCAUAUACACCCUGACGCAUUUGCUGAGGUUGAAACCAUAUUUCAAUUGGAUUUAUCGAGUAACCAACUGACAGAGAUUCCAUUUGCUCUUUACAGUCAACGUGUCGUGUUGCAAUUAGUUUUGAGCAUGAACUUCAUUGACAUAUCAUCUCAACCCAAUAAAAGCGUUAUUUACUACUCACCAUCUAGAAUAAUUCUUUCGAAAAACAACAUUAGAUCCAUUUCACGUAAUCAGUUUUGUGGGUUGAAGUAUCUGCAACAUUUAUUCCUCUUUCUGAAUAAUAUAUCAUAUAUAGAAGAUGGGUCUUUCAGUGAAACAAGCCUCCAAUCUCUCUAUAUCUAUGGAAAUAAUCUGAAGAGGAUUACCAGUGAAACAUUCAUUGUUACAAUGAGAACACUAAAAUAUCUUUAUAUAUUUAAUAAUCCUGUUGAAGAUUUGGAUGAGGGAGCAUUGUCACAUCUGGCGCAGAAUUCAACAGUGUAUCUGGAUUGUAAAAACCUGGAUCAUAUUCCGUCGACGAUGACAGACAACAGCACAAUUGCGAAAUGCCUCACAAACAAAACAAAAAUUGAUUUCAAUAUUAAUAAUUUUGAUGUUAGCGUUUCAUUGCUUGGAAUGGCGUGCACGGAAACGAUAUGUGAACCGUGUCCACUAGGUUAUUACGGGAAGCUUACUGAUGUGGGAUGUUUCCCAUGUCCGCCAGGUGGUUUCUAUCAAGACGAGCUUGGAUUUGUAAAAAACGGGACUUACCUAACCGAUUGUAAACGGUGUCCCAUUGGAACCUUUUCCUCACGUCCUGAAGCUCGAUCAAUUUUUAACUGCCAGUCAUGUCCUGCUGGAACAAAUACAGAUUCACGGGCAGCUCUUGAUGCAUGCCCAUGCUUAGAGAACUUUCAUCGCACUUAUCGUUACGGCACAUGUCAUCCGUGUCCAAGCGGCGUCGACUGCACAGGUGGUUACCAGAAAUUGAAAGCAGGUUACUGGUGGUCGUGGGAUUUUUUGGAAUAUAAAGGUCCAACUUAUCUUGGAGGCUUUGAAGAGUACAACUGGUUUGUUUACCAGCUCAAUAGCUCCUCAUUUAAUUCUUCAGAGCCCGUUAAUUUGUUUGAUACGGUGUAUAAAGGAUCUUUGCCUGCAGUCCACGUAUGUCCACGAAGUGACAGUUGUGGUGGAGGCAUUAUUGAAGGAAACUGCUCAAAAGGUUACACUGGUUGGCUGUGUGCCGAGUGUAGUUCAAAUUAUUACGAGUUAUUUGAGGAUUGUCACAGAUGUCAGGAUAAAAAAGUCAUUAUCAUUGUGACACUAUUUGGAUUUUUAGCAUUUUUAGGUAUUGUAUACGGAAUGUGGAAACUUGAUAAACGAACAAGAAGAGGCACUAUAAUACGAAACGACUAUUUCGUUAGUCAUUUGAAAAUUGCCAUCAAUUUCUAUCAAAUUCUCGGUAUACUAUCGGAAAUUAAUGAAAUCCAUUGGCCAGAAUCAUUUAAAUCUGUUGGACAAAGUCUUCAGUAUCUUGAUAUUGUACGGUACGUCAAUGUGUUCAGCCCGAGGUGUAUAUUUCCACAUUAUAAAUGGAAUGCUUACACAUAUUUGUAUAUUGCUAUCGCUACACCAUUCUGUAUUAUUGUGUUGACAUAUAUCGUCUUCUUUAUAUGGAACACCUACAGGAGGUAUAAGCAACAUUACCCACUGCAUUACUUAACAGACAACUUCUUGUCUGUUACAAUGAUGUUGCUGUAUUUGACCUACGCCAGUACAUGCUCAAGCAUCAUGGCAAUCGGGUCGUGGUCUGUCCGUACGUUUAAUGUCACAGCAAAUGGUACGUAUGUGAUACAAAAGCUAACUUCUGACUACUCCAUCGACCUCCACGGAGAAGGUGGUUUAAAGGAAUACGAGACCAACAAGAAUAUUGCUUAUGGUUCCUUGGUGUAUGUGAUCGGUUUUCCUCUUGCAAUCAUCCUGGUAUUGUAUCGCAGAUACAAACGUCAUGAAACUGUUGGUGAAGACGAACGACCAGAAACCAUGGGAAUGACGUUCUUCUGCAAGCAAUACAGCAAAAAGUUUUGGUACUGGGAAAUAAUUGAUAUGUAUACUAAAGCUAUACUCGCUCUAAUUGCCAACUUUAAAGACGACCAAGCUUCCAACAUGUCAUAUUCUCUCUUUAUUACCGUCAUCCUUAUAGCUCUGCAUCUGUAUUUUGAACCAAUGAAGGCUAAAUCAGAUCAGAGGUUUCAGCUAUUGACACUUGUCUUCAUUAUCGUCAACUUAUCGGUUGGUGCAAUUGUUGACAUCGGCGAGUCCGUGUACACUGUAGACGAGACUAUACUAGUUCUUCAUGACAUUACACCAUUUAUUCUAAUGCUACUUAACUUCUCCAUUGUGUUAGUUGUUUUCGUUGAUCUACUUAUGAAAGUGAAAAAGGGCUUUUGGGAAGAAUUGGUUGAUCUAGAAGACAACGGAGAUCAUGGUGAUAAUGACAAUGAGCUUUCUGCAAUACUGCAACCAGAUAUCGACAGCCUAUCAACAUACAUUUCGACACCUCACAACUAUUAGAAUAAUGGUCAUUAUUUGUACAGUACACUGUACAAAUUCUAUCACCAACUGUACAGUUUAAUCAAUACAAAUACUGUAACAGCGAACGGCCAUGACACUAACCUAUUGUAUUUUUGGAUUUAAAAAAUAUUGUGCAUUGCAUUAAACAAAUAAUCUUUUUUAAAAAUCUAUGAACUUUAUGCAAAACUCAAAAUUGGGGACGGAGCAUAUCUAUAGCUAUGACUACACCAUAAAUUGAUUGUUAACUUGGUUUGCCAUUUAUUUCCAUUAAUUGACUAAUUACCUCAGUUUUUUUUUGUUUUUUUUUUGCUUCAUUUUCUUCUGAUUUUAUUAGAAAAAAAAAAAUCGCGUUUUAAUAUAUUUUCAGAUAUUGCUGUGAUUACUUACACUAAACACUGUUUCUAUGAAGUAUACGCAGUAAUUUAUUAAUAUAAGGUAUUUUUUACUGGUAAGGUUAAACUUAAUGAAACUAAGCCUAGACUAAACAGAUAGAUAAUAAAUACCUACUAGAAAGUUACUUUAUUAUUAAUAACUUGUAAAUCCACUUAUGAAGUAUUUUAAGUUUUAGUUUGAUUUCACUUCAGGUUAGUGAGUAUUAGCAAAAAUACCGUAAUAAAAAGCAAAAGAUAGAGCAGUGCGCGAUAUAGUGGAACACCCCAUGAGGGCGUCCAUGAGAGCAAUAUCAAAGAUCUUAUAAACACAAGAUAACGUUCUCCGCGAUUUUACGCGUAACAAAUAAAAGCGUCGAUUUGGCACAGAAAAGCAUAGAGAUAUAAUAAGAAUACUAGAGCGCUAACUGCAAUGUGUUUGAUGUUCCAAAUACGCAGAGCUAUGUGUGUGUACUAUCCAAGAUGGCUGCCAUAGAUUCAGCCAAUCAAAUUUCGCCUAAGCACUAUCAUUUUCAAUGGCGCCCUUAACUUACACAAAAAGUUCAGUACAGCUAGUUACCCGUAUGUUUGAAACUCGAGCGUUGUAUAUGGGUGUAUAUGUACACGAUUUUUUAUUUUUUUUAAUUUUUGAAUAAGAUGCUCUACUUGGCCUCUUUUUGGCUACGAUAGUUCAAUUAUUUUUUUUAUUAUCAAUACUAA
Molecule: messenger RNA, 3848 nt
Organism: Anneissia japonica
Lineage: Eukaryota; Metazoa; Echinodermata; Crinoidea; Comatulida; Comatulidae
Exons: 11
Coding region: 334-2760 (808 amino acids)
Cellular component (GO): extracellular matrix
Molecular function (GO): protein binding
Source: RefSeq, a predicted model, not a curated record